AUGCAGACGUACAAGAAGAGCGACAACAUAAUUUUAAUUUUGGUUCGCAUGAUGAAGUACUUGGCGGUAACCAGACCCCUUCAGUACCUCAAACACAAAAACACGCAUAGGGCCUACCUAGUUCUCGUGGGUACCUGGCUAGUUUCCAUCGCCAUCUCGUCCCCAAUCGCUCUCGGCAUGAACUACACCUCCCUUCGCUACCAGACUCCAAUGAUUUGCGCUUUUUAUAACUCAGACUUUUUGAUCUACUCGUCUGUCUGUUCGUUCUAUAUUCCGUGCGCGCUGAUGCUGAUUCUUUACUUUAAAAUAUUCCACACGUUAAAGAGAAGAACUAAUAGGUUGAUGGAGUAUAAAUACGUUAGCGCUUGUAUGAUUUGUGGUGGUGGUGGUGGUAGUAGAAGCUGUCGCCGAUGUCGCCACGUUUUUGGUAGUGAUGUUGGCGGUGGCUGUGGUGGUAGUUGUGGUGGCUCCAAAUGUGUUACUGCUACCACAGCUGCUGCUAGUGCUUCUACUGCUGUUGCUGUUUUUGCUACGGCUACGGCUAAUGAAACUUCAGCAGUUACUGUCGCCAAAGUCGUUACUACAAUUACCACCGCUAAUAUUACUGUCUCGACUACUAAUGCAACUUUUACGGCUGAAUCCGGUGGCAUUUUAAAUCAAAAAACCGUUGAAAGCUAUCAACAAAAACAACGACAACUAUUUCGAAAACAUCAGCAACAACAAGCUGACGUCACCGUCAACAAAAAUUAUGACUUCAUCGUCAUUGUCCUCAACAAUGUUUACAGCAACAACGCCAACAAAACCAUCAACAAACACAACAACAUCAACAAACACAACAACAUCGACAAAAAUACUUACACUACCAUUAAAAACAACAACAACACUUGCAACUAUAUCAACAACAUUAUUAUCGACAACGACAACAACAUCAACAACAACAACAGCAACAAUAACAGCAACAACAACAACAACAACAACAGCAACAAAAAGACAUCAACUUUUCAGAAUGACUUCGACUUUCGAUGA
Molecule: messenger RNA, 1026 nt
Organism: Helobdella robusta
Lineage: Eukaryota; Metazoa; Annelida; Clitellata; Rhynchobdellida; Glossiphoniidae
Exons: 3
Coding region: 1-1026 (341 amino acids)
Biological process (GO): adenylate cyclase-activating adrenergic receptor signaling pathway
Cellular component (GO): membrane
Molecular function (GO): dopamine neurotransmitter receptor activity, coupled via Gi/Go; G protein-coupled receptor activity
Source: RefSeq, a predicted model, not a curated record